AUGGUUGCCAGCAAGAGCAGUGGCAGCAGCAACACGACGUGGCGGUGCGUGCCGUGCAACGUCAAGAAUGGAGCCAAGUACAAGUACUGCUGGAAGUGCUGGGGUGCACGCCCGACAGCAGCAGCCGCAGGAUCUUCCAGCGCGGCGGCAGGAGAUGCCUCAGAGGACAAAUGCCACGACGAGAAGCUCGCCAAGGUGCAGCACUACCGUGCCAAGCUGGCCGAGCUCAGGAAACUCGCCGAGGACCCGUUCCUGGAGGAAUUACUGCAGCCGCAGGUGGCACAGCUCGAGGACAAGCUCGCCGCCGAGCAGGCAUCAUUGGAGACGGGAGUGCCGCGCUGCUUCGCCGAAUGCAGAGUGGUGCGAGACAGGAACAGGGUCGCGGAGCAGAAGAACAAGUGCCAGCAGAGGAUCGAAGCGCUCCAAGAGCAGAGGGACGCGCUCGACGAGAAGCUUGCCGACGAGAAGAGCAAGCUGGGCAAGUUCGACAGCAAGCUCGAGACCCUGGACAACAAGAUCAAGGAGCUGUCCGUCCCCGCCCCAGGGAAGGGAUGGGCGGCAGCGCUCGCCUUCCUGGAGCAGGCGGAGCGCUGCCUCGGCGACGACGGGAGCGACAAGCGGGAUCAGCUUGUCGCCGCCGUCGCCCACGCCAAGGAGCAGAGGGCACAGGAAGAAGAGCGGGCCAAGCAUCGCGCCGAGCGCCUCCAGCAGAAGGCCAGGGCGGAGCAGUCCCGCGCAGCCAAGGAGCGGGCUGGCAGCGCCGACAACCGCAAGCGCAGCUGCCCCGAUAGCCCCAUCAAGGAGGACCUCCUCGAGAUCCCCGCGGGCGCCAGCGAGCAGGACAUCUGCAAGGCGCUCGCCGACGUGGGGGUCACGCCCGACCAGGCUGGCAAGGUGGUUGCUCCUCUCAAGCUGCUGGUGGGCGAGCUGCAGACUGGCCGCGCCAUCACCAUCAGCAAAACCCAGUGGGAGCUGCAGGCCAGCGGCACGCAGCUCGACCUCAUCCAGGCCCGCGCGCGCAGAGAGGGCUGGGGCAUCGGAGUAGUGAGCAGCGCGAAGACCACAGCUGGUCGCAGCGCUGGAGUUUUGAUAGCGACGCCACGGAGUAGGGGCAUGGACUUCGCGCGCAAGGGGAUCAACCAGUGGGGCUUCAGCCCGCGAGAGUCCAAGGGGAGACUCGCCGUGGCCUGGGCCGACGACUACAGCAAGGAGGGGUUCAUGCUAGGUACCGCGCACCUGUGGAACAGCGAGGGCCUCACGCAGAGAAACCAGCGUAUUCUGGCCAAGUGGGGCGCCGCCAUGAAUGCGAUCCAGAAGGAGUGGAUCCUCGAUGGCGACUUCAACAUGGACCCAGAGCGGCUGGAGCAGCCCGAGAUCGUCCGCAAGAUGAGCGGCGUCAUCGUGCGAGACAUUCAGCAGGGCAGCUGCCUGAAGCAGGAUGGCACGAGGAGCACGCGUGACUACUGCAGCGCCUCGCGCGGCUUGGCUGCACACGCGCUCAAGGUAGAGGUCCAAGGAUACAACAUGUCGCCGCACUUGCCCGUCAGGAUGAGGGUCCCAGUGCACCAGCAGAGCGACUACAUGAUGAACGUGUUGUGCAAGCGGGCGACAUGGCCGACGCGGCCAAUGGGCUGCCCCUCGCAGCCAGUGCGAUGGCCAAGGCCGCUCGCACACAGGAAGUGCACUCUGAGCCAGAUCGACGGUCACUGGAGCGAGCUCGGCGAGGCCUACGAGAAGCACCUCAACAGGUACCACAGCUACGAGGGCGACGACUGGAGCAAGCGACAGGGCCACUUCGAGAAAGCCAACUACAAGCAGAAGCCGCGCAGGCCCAUGCCCUGCAUCGCGGCACAGGAGCAGAUACUCAGCCACGACAUCGUCACGCCACUGUUCGCGGAGCGGGCGCAUGGGCAGACGGUCGAGGCAGGCUACGACACGGACGAGGAGGACGGGCUGCUGGAGUCUGAGGACGCCCCUCGGGAGGAGGCGGAAGGGGCACAGGAUCGCUUCGCGGUCAGAGCGCCUCCCACCGAGGGCCAGCAGGUCCCCAAUACUCGGAAUACUACUCGCUGGCCGCUCAUCGCACACACGUUGCGAGACUGGCGAAUCACAGACAUCGACGAGUGCGCCCAGAACUACCUGGGCCGCAUUGCCACGCUGCUGGACCCCGCCAGCAGGAGGCGCUGGAAGGUGGUGCACGGAGCGGCCGCAGCGCAAUGGCGGCAGCGGGUCACCACGCACGGAGAGCGAGGAGCAGAGGGCGCGGCGGGCAAGACGGUCACCAUGGCCUCGACCACCGCGCUGCACGACGGCCUCGCCAAGAGAGUGCACCCGCUCGGCAUCAGGGCGGCGAGGCACGCCGACCACCUCGGUGCCACCACCGCGGCCGGCAGGAGGAGACGAGUCAGCGCCCUCAGCAAGAGGGCCAGCAAGUACGCAGCAGGGGGACCUGCGCAGGCUUCCAUCAGACAGGGGAAGGUGCCGUCGGCGAUGUACGGGGGCAUGCCCUACUCCACCCUGGCGACCCUGCGGCAGAGCGUGGCGACCUCAGUCAGGGGUAACGCCAUGGGGAGAUCGUCGCCGCUCACGCUGCUCGAGCAGGGCGCCGACCCCGCCAUCCGCGCCAACACGGAGCCACUGGUCAAAUGGGCCAUGGCGUGGCAGGAGGUAGCCAACCAGGACGGCCUCCAGGCGCAGUUCCAGGGUGCCUGGAAGAAGCGGGUAAUGCGUGUGGGGCGAGCCAGAGCCCCACGGCAGAAGGUGCGAGGGCCCGCAGGGCCCUUCAUCGCCACGGUGCAGGGGCUGGGCUGGAAGACGCUCGCGACCCACAGCAUCACCAUCGGCGGCGAGCACUCAGACCUCAGGACGCUGCCGCUCAGACACCUGAGGCAGCGCAUCAGCACGGCAACGGAGAACGGCCUCAUGAGCGACUGGCUGCGCAUACACGGCGAGAAGCACGGCCUGGACAGCAUCGUCGGGGAGCCCGUCGCCGCGCUGCUCAAGAGGCCGCUGAACAAGAAGUGGACCAUGGAGCACCAGACACGGGUGCACAACCUGUGGUGCGGCGGAACCUGGCCGCAGCGGCGGCUCUUCGACAAGGGUGCCGCAGAGGGCAGCAUAGGCAAGGCCUGCCACGAGCACGAAGGGACGGACCGCCACAGGACGUUCGCGUGCUCAGCCAGGCAGGAUCACCGACGACGAGUGGGAGGGCACCACAUAUGCCAGCGCGGUGUCAUGACGUGGCCUGGAGCGACGGAGAAGCAGCGCGCGACCUCCGAGGCGCUCUGGGGCAGAGUGCUCGCAGCGGACCCAGUGCUGGAGCAUGACCUCUGGAGCCUGCCCUCCUCAUCCACAUGCGAGGUGGAGGGCGCGUUCGACGGCCUCAUGCACGGGGACAUCUACACAGACGGCUGGGGCGUCGUGAAGCUCGACAGCGAGCGCAUGAUGGAGUUUGAGCGGUUCGGGCCACUGGAGGGAUCGCAGCACGACCGGGCGAUCUACAAGAGCGAGCUGGCAGCGGCCCUCCAGGCCCUGAGGAGGGCGGCGCCCCCAGUGCGGGUCUACAGCGACCGCCAGUCUGUGAUCGACGGCGACGCCAGAGGCCCCGAGCGGGCCGCCAGAGCUGACACGACCCACAAAGAGGUCGGGCAGGAAUGCUGGCGGCUCGUGCAGGAAAACGGCGGGACAG
Messenger RNA from Prorocentrum cordatum, 3688 nucleotides. The record is from the annotation of a GenBank genome assembly. Lineage: Eukaryota; Dinophyceae; Prorocentrales; Prorocentraceae.